Messenger RNA from Centropristis striata (black sea bass), 1660 nucleotides. RefSeq names its product major histocompatibility complex class I-related gene protein-like. Gene Ontology annotation, biological process: immune response. The transcript has 8 exons. Gene Ontology annotation, cellular component: external side of plasma membrane. Bases 235 to 1335 code for a protein of 366 amino acids. Lineage: Eukaryota; Metazoa; Chordata; Actinopteri; Perciformes; Serranidae. The record is from RefSeq and is a predicted model, not a curated record.
AGGGCGCGCACUAAAAGGAAACCGAGACAACUAGGCAACUUGUAACGUUAUUAUACCUGAAUCGUGUGUUAGACAUCAUAAUCUGCGCUCACUUUUAUUUCUCCCAUUGGACCUGCAGCUCGUCUCCUAAAGGGGCGUGGCAGUAACUGGACCACCUGACAGGUUCAGGGACUGAGAGGUCAGUGAGCCGUCUCUCUUGGUACCUGUCUCUGUUUACACUCCUUUAUUGAGAAGAUGAAGAAGUUCCUCUCGUUGCUUCUCCUCUGUCAUGUGGCAUCUCCAGUUAAACACUCCUUGAAGUUUUUUGCAACUGGAUCUUCUGGAUCCCCAAAAGUCCCAGAGUUUGUGGGUUUUGCAUUGGUUGAUGAACUUCUGAUCGGUUACUGUAACACAGAUAAGAAGAUUGCAGAACCAAAACAGGACUGGAUGAGAAAAUUAUUAGAAAAUGAACCUCAGCAGUGGGAGUGGUACACUCGAGAAUGUACUGACAAUGUGCCUUUCCUUUUCAAAGCCUCGAUUGACCAUUUGAAGCAGCGCUUCAACCAAAGUGAAGGUGUCCAUAUUUUCCAGAGGAUGUAUGGCUGUGAGUGGGAUGAUGAGACUGGAAAUGUUCAUGGCUAUGAUCAGUAUGGUUAUAACGGAGAAGACUUUAUAUCAUUGGACCUGAAGACACUGACAUGGAUCGCUCCACAACCACAGGCUGUCAUCACCAAACAGAGAUGGGACGCAGAGGAAGUUAGAUUGAAAUUCAGCAAGUAUUACCUCACUCAGAUUCUCCCUCAAUGGCUGAAGAUGUAUGUGGACUAUGGCAAGAGCUCUCUGCUGAGAAAAGACCUUCCCUCAGUGUCUCUCCUCCAGAAGACUCCCUCCUCUCCAAUCAGCUGCCACGCUACAGGUUUCUACCCUGAGGCAGCCAUGAUCUUCUGGAGGAAAGAUGGAGAGGAGCUUCAUGAGGACGUGGAGCUCGGAGAGAUCCUCCCCAACCACGAUGGAUCCUUCCAGAUGAGUGUUGACCUGGACCUCUCAUCAGUCAAACCUGAAGACUGGACCAGGUACGAGUGUGUGUUUCAUCUCUCUGGUGUGAAGGACGACAUCGUCACCAGACUGGACAAAGCAGUGAUCAGGACCAACAGAGUUUCUCCCUCAGAGUUUCCUGCUGCUGCUGUUAUUGGAGUUUGUGUGGGAUUGAUGCUGCUUCUUGCACUCUGCAUCACUGGACUCUUCUUCUGGAGGAAACACAAGAAUGGAUUCAAGCCUGCAAACUCUUCUGAACAUUCAUCCUCUCCAACUCCUGUGGACAAUGAUACAGCUCUGACUGAUCACAUGAUUCAGUGAAGAUUAGAAGAAGACACGUAACUCCAGUGAAGUGGUUGUGGCAUCAAUAUUUUAUUAGGUUAUGUUAUCUGACAUAAAUAUGUAUUAACAAAACUUCUUUCCUGAAAUCUAACUUAAGUGUUCAUAGAUCAGAUUAGACUGUUUCAGAUUGUCAGUGGAGGCAGUGAAGAAUAAUGAAGUGAGAAGUGAUAGAAGCAUUUUAUCUGCAGCUGUUUCUGCAGACCUUUGGUGUAAAGAUCACUGCAGCAGCUGUCACACAACUAGUGGUGGAAACAGUAUUCAGAUCCCUUACUUCAGUAAAAGUAUUAAUCCUACAAUGUGAAAU